UGUUUUCUUAAAACCAAACCAUUACAAACACUCUCUCAUCUUCAACCCUCUUUCUUCUUUCAUCAUAUUUGGUUUUGUUUUCCUCUUCCAAGCUUUGGUUUUUACUGUCUUUUGGCAUAACCCUAGCUAGCUUCUUCCCUUUCCUUUGUUUGACAAAUCGUCUUCGUCGUCGUCGUCGUCGUCAUCGUCGUCCCACUGUUUGUUUGUAAAAAAGAGAGAAAAAAAACACAAGAUCCUUGGUUUUUUCUUGUUUGUUCUUGUCUAAACCAAUACCCCAAAAAGGAAAUCAUGUCAAGUAAUCCUUUUUCUCUUCUCUCUUCCACUACCACUCCCUUUGCUCCACACCAAGAUGCUAACCCUAAAUCGAAACCCUCGACCGCAACGAAGAAGAAACGCAACCUCCCGGGAACCCCAGAUCCAGAUGCUGAGGUUAUUGCUUUGUCGCCGAAAUCGCUUAUGGCGACGAAUAGAUUCGUAUGCGAAAUUUGCAACAAGGGCUUUCAAAGAGAUCAGAAUCUACAACUUCACCGACGAGGGCAUAACCUUCCGUGGAAGCUACGACAGCGGACAAACAAGGAGAUGAUCAAGAAGAAGGUGUAUAUUUGCCCGGAGAAGACGUGUGUACAUCAUGAUCCAUCGCGAGCCCUCGGUGACUUGACCGGGAUAAAGAAACAUUUCAGUAGGAAACACGGCGAGAAGAAGUGGAAAUGUGAUAAGUGUUCUAAGAAAUACGCGGUUCAAUCCGAUUGGAAAGCUCACUCCAAAACUUGUGGGACUCGAGAAUAUAAGUGCGAUUGUGGAACUCUUUUUUCCCGGAAAGACAGCUUCAUAACCCACAGAGCAUUUUGUGAUGCUUUAGCUGAAGAAAGUGCAAGAAUCACAACAAUUUCAGCAACAAAUAUUCUCAAUAAUUUAAGAAAUGAUUCAAUUGUUCUUCAUCAACAAGAACAAAACAACCUUGAAUCUCUUGGAGAUGUUCCUGGGCUUUCCCAAUUCAGUAAUUCAGAUAAUUUCUUGAGAGAUUUUGAAGAACACCAACACAAGAACAGAUCUCCAUUGUCCCUUUGGUUAAACCAAGCUUCUGUUGAUAAUGCAAUCAACAACAACAACAACAUUUCCCACUUUUUUGGAGCUUCUUCUUCCUCCUCCAAUCUUUUCGGAUCGAUGACCGAAAGCGGGCUUUCAGUAUUGCCGCUGAUUGAGAAGGAAGACGUUGACAAUAAGGGAAGUUUGUCGAAGGCUACGGCAGCCGCCGCGUUAUUAGGUCAAUCUUCUCAGUCGUUCGUUUCGUCUUCUCCGAUGUCAGCCACCGCCCUUCUACAAAAAGCUGCUCUUAUGGGCUCUACUAGAAGCAGCAACAAUAAUAAUUCUCCGCUCUUUGGAGCUGGCGCGUUCGGAGUAAUGAGCUCGUCGUCUUCGUCAUUGAACUCGUUUAAUAAAUCUAGAAGCCCGACGAUGGCCGACUCGGUGCAGAUGGUUGGUAACAACUCCGACUUGAGCUCGGAUUGCCUCAACCAACUUCUACUACCACCAAAUGAUACUAACAAAAUGAGAAGUAGCGGUCAAACGAGGGAUUUCCUCGGUGUCGGAGGAGGAGAACCGCCUCGGCCACCGUUCCUCCCACCGGAGCUUGCAAAAUUCGCCGCCAUAAACUCAACAAUGGGACUAAGCCAAUUCAACCACUAAAACCCC
This is a messenger RNA of Cucurbita moschata (crookneck pumpkin), 1692 nucleotides long. RefSeq names its product zinc finger protein JACKDAW. Bases 289 to 1686 code for a protein of 465 amino acids. NCBI's taxonomy places the organism in Eukaryota, Viridiplantae, Streptophyta, Magnoliopsida, Cucurbitales, Cucurbitaceae. Gene Ontology annotation, molecular function: DNA-binding transcription factor activity. Gene Ontology annotation, cellular component: nucleus. The record is from RefSeq and is a predicted model, not a curated record. The transcript has 4 exons.